Messenger RNA from Miniopterus natalensis, 4916 nucleotides. Lineage: Eukaryota; Metazoa; Chordata; Mammalia; Chiroptera; Miniopteridae. The record is from RefSeq and is a predicted model, not a curated record.
GAACCCUGGAGCACUUCCGCCCCGUUGUGAAGUGGGUGUCUCGAGCAGAGGAAAGCAUUUUCUCUCCAGGAGCCCCUUGAAGGACAUACCAUAGAUGCAGGAAGACGCUGGGUGAGGACAGCCCAGCUGUAGUGAGGCAUCCAGGACAGAGCAUGGCUGUAGCCCUGGAAUCCCGGGCCCAGGCCUCUCCGCAGCCAGAGCUUGAGGAACUCCUGAUUGUGAAACUGGAGGAGGAUGCCUGGAGAUCAGAAUCCAGACCUCAGGAGAGCAACCGCGGCGCUGUCCCUGGCCCCGAGGCCUCCCGCCAGCGCUUCAGGCAGUUCCAGUACAGAGAUGCGUCUGGACCCCACGAGGCCUUCAGCCAGCUCUGGGCGCUCUGCUGUCGCUGGCUGAGGCCAGAGGUCCAUCUCAAAGAGCAGAUCCUGGAGCUGCUGGUGCUGGAGCAGUUCCUGACUAUCUUACCCAGGGAGGUCCAGGCCUGGGUGCAGGCGCGCCACCCUGAGAGCGGCGAGGAGGCAGUGGCCCUGGUGGAGGACUGGCACCGAGAGGCCCGGGCUGCAGGACGGCGGGAACUGGAGUUGUGUGGAGAAGAGACCAGGUCCUUAAAGGCAGUGCCAGAAUCUCAGAGUUUUCAGCGGCAAUCAGCGGAGCACUGGCCCAAGAGACAGCCCCAGAGGCAGUGGGUAAGGAAUCCAUGCCCUGAUCUUCCCAAGCAUCUGGACACGAAGAUGGCGUCCCAGGCCUUGAAAGAGAGUGCUGUCCUCACUCCCCGAGUCCCUACUCUCCCAAAGAUGGGGAGCAUUGGAGAUUGGGAGGCGACAGCUGAGUCCCAGGAAGCCCUGGGUCCCGGCAAACGUCCCGAGAAGGAGUUUCGCAAGGUGCCCCCAGGAGACAAGUGUGGGAACGGCGUGUCCCAAGGAGUUCUAGUUUCAAAACCAAAUAUCAUCUCCCAUCGAGAGCAAGGACCAGAAUUUUGGGGUCCUAGUCUUAUAAAUUCUGGAAAAAGGAACACUACAGAUUACAGCCUCGGUAACGAGCAAAUAAAACCAGCCCCAGCACUGGCCUGGAGGGACUCAAAGGCCUGGGAGGAACAGUACCAAUGGGAUACGGAGGACAUGAAGGUGUCGGGUGUGCAUUGGGGCUAUGAGGAGACGAAGACUUUCCUGGCAAUUUUGAGUGAGUCUCCUUUCUCUGAAAAGCUCCGGACUUGUCACCAGAACCGCCAGGUGUACCGGGCCAUUGCAGAGCGGCUGAGGGCACGGGGCUUCCUGCGGACAUUGGAGCAGUGUCGCUACAGGGUCAAAAACCUCCUUCGAAAUUACCGGAAAGCCAAGAGCAGCCACCCACCGGGUACCUGUCCCUUCUAUGAGGAGCUGGAGGCCCUGGUGAGGGCUCGGACGGCCAUCAGAGCCACAGACAGCCCAGGAGAGGCUGUGGUACUCCCCAGGCUGGGGGAUAGUGAUGGAGAGAUGGAAGAGCAAGAGGAAGGGAGCUGGGAGCCAGAGGAGACAGUAGAAGACUGUAAUGGUGAUGACCUGGCCUCUGGCCAGUCCAUUCAGGGGCCCAGGAUUCCAGGGGGUCCAGCUCUAUUCCAGAGUCGUAUUGCAGGUGUGCACUGGGGCUACGAGGAGACCAAGGCCUUCCUGACCAUUCUCAGUGAGUCCCCAUUCUCUGAAAAGCUUCGUACCUGUCACCAGAACAGCCAGGUGUACCGGGCCAUUGCAGAGCGGCUAUGUGCACAGGGCUUCUUGCGGACACUAGAGCAGUGUCGCUACAGAUUCAAAAACCUCCUUCGAAGCUACCGGAAAGCCAAGAGCAGCCACCCACCAGGGACGUGUCCCUUCUAUGAAGAGCUGGAUUCACUGGUGAGGGCGCGGACUGCGGUCAGAGCCAUAGGGACCAUCAGAGACGUAGCCGGUCUCCCUAUGUCUGGGCAGAGCAGUACAGAGGCUGAUGACCAGGAGGCCUGGGAUGAGAUGGCAGAUGAAGAUGUCAUCAAACCUCCAACCCCAUGUCCUAAAACCCCAGACACUGGUUUUGAGAUGAGGCAUGAGGAUGAAGACCAGAGUUCAGAGCAGGAUAUUUUUGAGGAUCUGCCUGGAGCAUUAACAAAAUGUACUACAGAAGCUGUUUGCCACCCUCACGAUUGGGGGGAUGACAGUGAAAAUGAAAAUGAAAGUGAUGAGCAGUCAGGAAAUCCACCACAGGAACAGUGGGAAGAAUGUUCUUUUGAAGGGGACUUAGAAAAACUUAUUGACCAUCAAGGCCUGUAUCUUGCAGAGAAACCCUACAAGUGUGACACGUGUGUGAAAAGCUUCAGUCAAACCUCCCACUUCAGCACCCAUCAGCAGACACAUACAGGUGAGAAGCCCUACAAAUGCCUCAGAUAUGGGAAAAGCUUUAGUGACCACUCCAACCUCAAUACCCACCAGAGAAUUCACACUGGAGAGAAGCCCUACAAAUGCCUUGAAUGUGGUAAAAGCUUUAGUGACCACUCCAGUCUUGUCACCCACCAGAGAAUCCACACAGGAGUAAAGCCCUAUAAAUGUGGGGAAUGUUGGAAAAGCUUCAACCAGAGCUCAAACCUUCUGAAACAUCAGAGAAUCCAUUUGGGAGGAAAUUCUGACCACUCUAGUGAGCCCAGGGAAAACUUUGGCCAAAGCCCAUCCUUUAGUGCUCACUGGAGGAGCCUGACAGAAGAAACAUCUCCAGAACAUCCUCAAAGUGCCAGUAAGAACUUGAAUUCUCCUGGACCGCACAGCACCAACUCAGGGGAGAAACUUUAUCAGUGUUCUGAGUGUGGAAGAACCUUCUCCAAGAGCUCGGCCCUCAUUAGUCACCAAAGAAUCCAUACGGGAGAGAAACCAUAUGAAUGUGCUGAAUGUGGGAAAAGCUUCAGUAAGAGCUCCACAUUGGCUAACCACCAGCGAACCCACACUGGAGAGAAGCCGUAUAAGUGCAUGGACUGUGGGAAGUGCUUCAGUGAACGCUCUAAGCUCAUCACACACCAGAGAGUACACACAGGAGAGAAGCCCUACAAAUGCCUUGAGUGUGGAAAAUUCUUCCGUGACCGUUCUAAUCUCAUUACUCACCAGAGGAUUCACACGGGAGAGAAGCCUUAUAAGUGCAGAGAGUGUGGGAAGUGCUUCAACCAGAGCUCCAGUCUUAUUAUUCACCAGAGAAUCCACACUGGGGAAAAACCCUAUAAGUGCUUGGAGUGCGGCAAAGACUUCAACAAUAGCUCCCACUUCAGUGCCCACCGGAGAACCCAUGCAGGAGGGAAAGCAUCGUAGGAGACAACGCAUUGUAGGAGACAACUCCCUCCACAACAAAAGAGAUACAUGUGUAUUUACAUCUCCCAAGAUUAUAAGAUGUAUGGUAGAAACAGUCCCCAUUUUUAAGCUUGGUGUAUACCCAGGGAAAUUAUCUUGAUAUAAUCCAGGUAAUUUGGAAGUGAAUUACAAAUGCUAAGGAUCCAGAUUUGAAGGCACUUUUCUUAAGUGUGAUUUGUUUUUCUCCUGUAAAACAAUCUCCACCCAGUCCUCAGGCUGUCCUUACAUUUGCUGUUGUUUAAGGGCUUUAUCAGCAUUUGAGCCAUACUGGUAGCUUAGGGCAUUAGAGGCAAAUCAGUCGUCUUGGGCAGUGAUUCCAAACCUCGCUGUGCCUUCACACCAUCCAUGUGUACAACCCCCCUCCCCGCCCCCCCAUCGGCACACAUCAGAUUUUUCUGCAUGGCAGUUUUUAGUUAGGACCUAUCCUCAGAGGAGAACUUUGAGACCCGGUGAGAGAGGGGCCUAAUUGAGAAUCUGGCCUAGGGCAGGCCACUGUGAGCUUAGCAAAAAGGAGGAAAAAUAGUUACACAUUACUCGUAUUACUAAGUCAUUGUUAAUAAUAGCAAAAAUAGCCAGUAUUUAUUGUUUCCUCUUCGGCAGGCUCUGUGCUAAGUGCUUUAUACACAUGAUCUCAUUUAAUCCUCACAACCACCCCAGGAAGUAGGUACUAAUAUUCUCCUCAUUUCCCAGAAAAGAAAAACAAGACUUGGGAAAAUGAAGUAACUUGCUUGGGUCACACAUCUGAAAAUGGCUGAGGCAGGAUUCAACCAGACCUGCCUGCCCAGAGCCUGAGGUGUUCUUACCACCACAGUAAAUCCCCUCUCAUGUUAGGGCAGGUAACUCAGACCAGGAUCUCAAAGCACUGUGUAGACUACACGUCCUGUUAAAAUUCCCAGUGAAUUUUCCCAAAGAUGAAAGGUCUUGGGAUAUUGAGAACUGGCAUUAUGCUUCGAACAAGGAUGAGUGAAUUUCCAUCUUUACAAUAGCAUAGGUGAAAGAAACAUGUGAGCUGAGGUUGGGGAACACAUGUAGCCAAAGUGUAUUUCUUCCAAUGAGACACUGCUUUGGCUAGGGAAAGGGGAGUUAAGAAUUUCCCUUUUCUUGGAGAGCCAGUCCUGCUUCUUGUUACCUUUGGGUAAAUUGUUAGUUUAAACGUUACAGAAACCUGGGCUUCCUCACCAGUGUUCGCUCAUCCCUCUGUUGUUGCCUCCCUGGCCCCUUUCCUCUUGGCAUGGUAGAAGCUUUGUUCCUGUUCCCCAGGUCAAGACUGAGGCGGAAAGGAGGUGGCAGGAGUGGGUGAAUGUGCCGUACGCUACUGAGAGGGCUUUGAAUAUGGUCCUAGCUGAGCCAUCUUGUCCCAAGCCUACCCCAUACUUUCUAAAUGUUGGCCGUUAAGACCAGGCUGCCCUGCGUCUUUAUGCUCCGGACUCUGUCGUAGCCCUGCUUCUCCACUGCUCCAUCCACUACGUUCAGUUUGUGUCUUUACCACUGUGUAGAUGCUGGUGACUCCCAGAUCUGGCUCCUGCUUGGGGCUCCCCUCUUAGGAGCUCAGUCAUCUGCUGACCAGCCCUACUUGGGUGACUC